AUGCAAGAAAUAGAAAAUUCUAACUCAUUGCUAAGAUUGCCAGACGUUCGUACCAUUUCAAAUUGCUCAAUCAAGGACAGUUGUAACAGUGACACAAAGGAAAAGGAAGAAAAUUUUGAUAAAAAUGAUAGAGCCAACAAUAGUACAACAAAUACUAAGACCGAAUGUAAGGAAGAGAGGAAGAAUAUUAAUAGAAUUGAAUCUUUUGGUGAAUCUGUAAACGAAACACAAGAUGAGGAUCAAACAGGGGAGGAUCAGGGGGAAAAAAAUAAAGUCAGUAACGAUGAAUUUAGGUCCAGUAAAAGACAGCAUUCCGACCUUUAUGAAAUUGCAAGCGAUAUGCUUCGCAACGCAACGCCCAUCCCUAAUAUAGAACUUAUUUUCGAAGGAAUCUCGUAUUCCCUAUUUAAACUGGGUAAUGAUAACAAUUUUGAUUUGAUAGAUGAUGAAAAUGAGAAUGAUGACAACGUUAGCUAUGGACAAGACUUAAUUACUCACUUAUUUCAUGAUAUUGAAGUGUUGAACUAUAAUAUGGAACAAUUUUUUUAUAGUUUAAGAAAAGUCUUGGAAAGAAUAGAACAAAGCGCAAAUUUGAGAAAUAAAGAGUUGAUUAUAGAAGUUCCAGCAUUAGAUUUGAAACUAACUGAAGAUAAUAAAUAUAAUAAGUGCAUUGAGCUAAGAGAUAUAUUGAGUAUCUUUGAAGGAUUUGAGAAAAAUUCAAAGGCGACAGCAAGCGAAUUGAAUCAUUUGGUGUUAGAAGUUGAAUUGGGUGUUCGUUUUCUCACGCGUUACAACGACUUGGUAGAUUUAAUGCAUAAUAAUGCCACUUUUAAUCAAAUAAAUGGGUUUUCCAAUGAUAAAACGCACCCGGUUGUUUUAGAUGAUUUAAAUACAGAAGAUAAUACUAAACCUAUUGAGAUCAUGGAAAUCAGUGAAAACGAAGACAAUGAAUAA
Molecule: messenger RNA, 954 nt
Organism: Saccharomycodes ludwigii
Lineage: Eukaryota; Fungi; Ascomycota; Saccharomycetes; Saccharomycodales; Saccharomycodaceae
Gene: RMR1
Product: Rmr1p
Exons: 1
Coding region: 1-954 (317 amino acids)
Source: RefSeq, a predicted model, not a curated record